This is a messenger RNA of Toxotes jaculatrix (banded archerfish), 6368 nucleotides long. Its product is annotated as protein NLRC3-like. The transcript is spliced from 20 exons. The record is from RefSeq and is a predicted model, not a curated record. Gene Ontology annotation, molecular function: protein binding. Bases 55 to 6009 code for a protein of 1984 amino acids. NCBI's taxonomy places the organism in Eukaryota, Metazoa, Chordata, Actinopteri, Toxotidae.
GAAAGUGUUCAGUCUCUGAGCUCAAACUCCAUUUUGAAUUGCCGCAGCAGUCAAAUGAAACCUGAGGCUGAGGCAGGACUGACUGAGGGUCAGAAGGUGAGUGUUUCUGUGAUGGAAGACGAGGACAGACCAGAGUCUCCAGGACCCAUCUGUCCAUCUGUGAAGAGUGACCAGUCCAGAGGAUUUCUUCUAGACUUCAGUAAUGAACCUGGACCCUCAGACACAAAAGGUCAGGACCAGAGACUGAGACCAGGGUCUCCAGGAUCCAUCUGUCCCUCUAUGAACAGUGACCGGUCCAAACGUGAACCUCUAUUCUUCAGUAAUGAACCUGGACCCUCAGGCACAAAAGGGAAGAAGAGGACAGGUGUCUCUGUGGACCAGCAGCUGUCCUGCUGUGCUUUGUGUCAGGACGUCCUGAAGGAUCCAGUCUCUACCAGCUGUGGACACUGGUUCUGCAGACAGUGCAUCAGCUCAUACUGGGACCAGCCUGGUCCAUCAGGAGACUCCCCCUGUCCCCAGUGUGGAAAAAGACCCAGAUCAGGACCUGGACCGCAGACAGCCAGUCAGAGCAGCUCUGUACAAACAGAUGGUGGUCUGCAGGAGGGUUUAGAUGAACAUAAGAUCAGUCUGAGGAGGAGAUGUGAACGUGUGACUGAAGGAACUGAUCAAACAGGAAGUGGAACCCUCCUCAACAGGAUCUACACUGAGCUCUACAUCACAGAGGGACAGAGUGAAGAGGUUAAUACCCAACAUGAGGUGAAGCAGCUGGAGACUGUUUCCAAGAUGAAGACCCUCCAUGACGCUCCAAUCAGGUGCCACCAAAUCUUUAAAGCCUUACCUGAGCAACAGAGACGCAUCAGAGUCGUCCUGACCAACGGCGUCGCUGGCGUUGGAAAAACCUUCUCAGUGCAGAAGUUCAGUCUGGACUGGGCCGAGGGCUCGGAAAACCAAGACGUGAGUCUGCUGGUUCUGCUUUCGUUCAGGGAGCUGAACUUGGUCAGAGAUGAGCAGUACAGUCUCCUCAGGCUGCUCCAUGUUUUCCAUCCAACAUUACAGAAGGUCCCAGCAGAGAAGCUCGCUGUCUGGAAAGUCUUGUUCAUCUUUGACGGCCUGGAUGAAAGCAGACUUUCACUGGAUUUCAGCAGCAGGGAGGUCGUGUCUGACGUCACACAGGAGUCAUCGGUCAACGUGCUGCUGACAAACCUCAUCCGGGGGAAUCUGCUUCCCUCGGCUCUGGUCUGGAUAACUUCCCGACCGGCGGCGGCCAAUCAGAUCCCUCCUACGUGCGUGGACAGGGUAACAGAAAUACGAGGCUUCACCGACGCCCAGAAGGAGGAGUACUUCAGGAGGAGAUCCAGUGAUGAAGAGCUGUCCAGCAGAAUCAUCUCACACAUCAAGACGUCCAGGAGCCUCCACAUCAUGUGUCAGAUCCCAGUCUUCUGCUGGAUCUCUGCUACAGUUCUGGAGCACAUGUUGACCACAGAGCAGAGAGGAGAGCUGCCCAAGACCCUGACUGACCUGUACUCACACUUCCUGCUGGUUCAGACAAACAGGAAGAAGCACAAGUAUGAUGGAGGACAUGAGACCAGUCCACGGGAGCUGAUGGAGGCUGACAGGGACGUUCUUCUGAAGCUGGGGAGGCUGGCGUUUGAACAUCUGGAGACAGGAAACAUCAUGUUCUACCAAGAAGACCUGGAGCGGUGUGGUCUUGAUGUCACAGAGGCCUCGGUUUACUCAGGAGUUUGUACACAGAUCUUCAAAAGAGAGAGUGUGAUCUUCCAGAAAACUGUCUACUGCUUUGUUCAUCUGAGCAUUCAGGAGUUUCUGGCUGCAGUCUACAUGUUCCACUGUGUCACCAACAGGAAGACAGAGGUACUGAAGGACUUCCUGGGAGAACACUACAAACACCGGGACUCAAACCCACAAUCUCCUGUCAAGGAGCUUUUUAAGUAUUUCAGUGACAUUCGUGACCCACCUCUGGAUGUUUUCCUGAUUGGAGCCAUGGAGAAAUCCUUCAAAAGUAAAAAUGGCCACCUGGACCUGUUUGUUCGCUUCCUUCAUGGCCUCUGUCUGGAGUCCAACCAGAGACUCUUAGGAGACCUGCUGGGUCAGACAGAGACCAGACCAGAGACCAUCCAGACAGUCAUCAACAACCUGAAGGAGAUGAACAUGUACAACAUCUCUCCUGACAGAAGCAUCAACAUCUUCCACUGUCUGAUGGAGAUGAACGACCUCUCAGUACAUCAGGAGAUCCAAGAGUUCCUGAAGUCAGAGAACAGAUCAGAGCAGAGACUCUCUGAGGUCCACUGCUCAGCUCUGGCCUACAUGCUGCAGAUGUCAGAGGAGGUUCUGGAUGAGCUGGACCUGGACAAGUACAAGACAUCAGGGGAGGGACAACGGAGACUGAUCCCAGCUGUGAGGAACUGUAGAAAGGCUCGACUUCCUGGCUGUGGACUCUCACAGACUCACUGUGAAGUUCUGGUCUCAGCUCUGAAGUCCAGCCCCUCCCAUCUGAGAGAACUGGACCUGAGUAGAAACACUGAUCUGCAGGAUUCUGUGGUGAAGCUGCUGUCUGCUGGACUGGAGAGUCCACACUGUAGACUGGAGACUCUGAGGUUGAGGGGCUGCAGUUUGUCAGAGGUCAGCUGUGCUUCUCUGGCCUCAGCUCUGAAGUCCAACCCCUCCCACCUGAGAGAGCUGGACCUGAGUGAAAACAGGGACCUGCAGGAUUCAGGACUGAAGCAUCUGUGUGGUUUUCUGCAGAGUCCAGACUGUGGACUGGAGACUCUGAGAUGUCAGAGACUGAGACCAGAGUCUCCAGGAUCCAUCUGUCUGUCUAUGAAGAGUGACAACUCCAGAAUACUUCCUAUAAACUUCAGUAAUGAAGCUGGACCCUCUGACACAAAACGUCAGGACCAGAGACUGAGACCAGAGUCUCCAGGAUCCAUCUGUCUGUCUAUGAAGAGUGACACCUCCAGAAGACUUCCUAUAAACUUCAGUAAUGAAGCUGGACCCUCAGACACAAAAGGGAAGAAGAGGACAGGUGUCUCUGUGGACCAGCAGCUGUCCUGCUGUGCUUUGUGUCAGGACGUCCUGAAGGAUCCAGUCUCUACCAGCUGUGGACACUGGUUCUGCAGACAGUGCAUCAGCUCAUACUGGGACCAGUCUGGUCCAUCAGGAGACUCCCCCUGUCCCCAGUGUGGACAGAGACCCAGAUCAGGACCUGGACCGCAGACAGCCAGUCAGAGCAGCUCUGUACAAACAGAUGGUGGUCUGCAGGAGGUUUUAGAUGAACAUAAGAUCAGUCUGAGGAGGAGAUGUGAACGUGUGACUGAAGGAACUGAUCAAACAGGAAGUGGAACCCUCCUCAACAGGAUCUACACUGAGCUCUACAUCACAGAGGGACAGAGUGAAGAGGUUAAUACCCAACAUGAGGUGAAGCAGCUGGAGAGCGUUUCCAAGAUGAAGACCCUCCAUGACGCUCCAAUCAAGUGCCACCAAAUCUUUAAAGCCUUACCUGAGCAACAGAGACGCAUCAGAGUCGUCCUGACCAACGGCGUCGCUGGCGUUGGAAAAACCUUCUCAGUGCAGAAGUUCAGUCUGGACUGGGCCGAGGGCUCGGAAAACCAAGACGUGAGUCUGCUGGUUCUGCUUUCGUUCAGGGAGCUGAACUUGGUCAGAGAUGAGCAGUACAGUCUCCUCAGGCUGCUCCAUGUUUUCCAUCCAACAUUACAGAAGGUCCCAGCAGAGAAGCUCGCUCUCUGGAAAGUCUUGUUCAUCUUUGACGGCCUGGAUGAAAGCAGACCUUCACUGGAUUUCAGCAGCAGGGAGGUUGUGUCUGACGUCACACAGGAGUCAUCGGUCAACGUGCUGCUGACAAACCUCAUCCGGGGGAAUCUGCUUCCCUCGGCUCUGGUCUGGAUAACUUCCCGACCGGCGGCGGCCAAUCAGAUCCCUCCUACGUGUGUGGACAGGGUAACAGAAAUACGAGGCUUCACCGACGCCCAGAAGGAGGAGUACUUCAGGAGGAGAUCCAGUGAUGAAGAGCUGUCCAGCAGAAUCAUCUCACACAUCAAGACGUCCAGGAGCCUCCACAUCAUGUGUCAGAUCCCAGUCUUCUGCUGGAUCUCUGCUACAGUUCUGGAGCACAUGUUGACCACAGAGCAGAGAGGAGAGCUGCCCAAGACCCUGACUGACCUGUACUCACACUUCCUGCUGGUUCAGACAAACAGGAAGAAGCACAAGUAUGAUGGAGGACAUGAGACCAGUCCACGGGAGCUGAUGGAGGCUGACAGGGACGUUCUUCUGAAGCUGGGAAGGCUGGCGUUUGAACAUCUGGAGACAGGAAACAUCAUGUUCUACCAAGAAGACCUGGAGCAGUGUGGUCUUGAUGUCACAGAGGCCUCGGUUUACUCAGGAGUUUGUACACAGAUCUUCAAAAGAGAGAGUGUGAUCUUCCAGAAAACUGUCUACUGCUUUGUUCAUCUGAGCAUUCAGGAGUUUCUGGCUGCAGUCUACAUGUUCCACUGUUACACCAACAGGAAGACAGAGGUACUGAAGGACUUCCUGGGAGAACACUACAAACACUGGGAGUCAAUCUCAAAGUUUCCUCUCAAGGAGCUUUUUAAGUAUUUCGCUGACAUUCGUGACCCACCUCUGGAUGCCUUCCUGAUUGGAGCCAUGGAGAAAUCCUUCAAAAGUAAAAAUGGCCACCUGGACCUGUUUGUUCGCUUCCUUCAUGGCCUCUGUCUGGAAUCCAACCAGAGACUCUUAGGAGGCCUGCUGGGUCAGACAGAGACCAGACCAGAGACCAUCCAGAGAGCCAUCAACAACCUGAAGAAGAUGAACAUGUACAACAUCUCUCCUGACAGAAGCAUCAACAUCUUCCACUGUCUGAUGGAGAUGAACGACCUCUCAGUACAUCAGGAGAUCCAAGAGUUCCUGAAGUCAGAGAACAGAUCAGAGCAGAGACUCUCUGAGGUCCACUGCUCAGCUCUGGCCUACAUGCUGCAGAUGUCAGAGGAGGUUCUGGAUGAGUUGGACCUGGACAAGUACAAGACAUCAGGAGAGGGACAACGGAGACUGAUCCCAGCUGUGAGGAACUGCAGAAAGGCUCGACUUUCUGACUGUGGACUCUCAGAGACUCACUGUGAAGUCGUGGCCUCAGCUCUGAAGUCCAACCCCUCCCACCUCACAGAGCUGGACCUGAGUGGAAACAAAGACCUGCAGGAUUCAGGAGUGAAGCUGCUGUCUGCUGGACUGGAGAGUCCAAACUGUAGACUGGAGACUCUGAGGUUGAGGGGCUGCAGGUUGUCAGAGAUCAGCUGUGCUUCUCUGGUCUCAGCUCUGAAGUCCAACCCCUCCCAUCUGAGACACCUGGACCUGAGUGACAACAACCUGCAGGAUUCAGGACUGAAGCAUCUGUGUGGUUUUCUGCAGAGUCCAGACUGUGGACUGGAGACUCUGAGGUUGAGUCUCUGCAGUUUGUCAGAGAUCAGCUGUGCUUCUCUGGGCUCAGCUCUGAAGUCCAACCCCUCCCAUCUGAGACACCUGGACCUGAGUAAAAACUGGGACCUGCAGGAUUCAGCAGUGAAGGAUCUGUGUGGUUUUCUGCAGAGUCCAGACUGUGGACUGGAGACUCUGAGGUUGAGUCUCUGCAGGUUGUCAGAGAUCAGCUGUGCUUCUCUGGUCUCAGCUCUGAAGUCCAACCCCUCCCAUCUGAGAGAGCUGGACCUGAGUGACAACUGGAACCUGCAGGAUUCAGCAGUGAAGGAUCUGUGUGGUUUUCUGCAGAGUCCAGACUGUGGACUGGAGACUCUGAGGUUGAACAACUGCAGUUUGUCAGAGAUCAGCUGUGCUUCUCUGGUCUCAGCUCUGAAGUCCAACCCCUCCCAUCUGAGACACCUGGACCUGAGUCAGAACGAUCUGCAUGAUUCAGGACUGAAGCGUCUGUGUGGUUUUCUGCAGAGUCCAGACUGUGGACUGGAGACUCUGAGCUGGAGGUGGUGAUCUUUGUACAGGAGAGUGAGGAGGACGGUGUGUGUGUGUGUGUGUGUGUGUGUGUGUGUGUGUUACUGCGAGGUAGAGUGAGAGGAGAGCUUCAUCCAUCAGAGACUCACAGAGGAACCAGAGGUUUUUAUUCAGUAUAACUCUACAUUAUAAACACUGUUGUUUCCAGCUGCAGCUCCACCCUGUGGAACAGCUCAGUACUGCAGUUAAUUUCUGUAUAUUUCUAACAGUGGAAGGUGAAGUUUCCUGUUUAAUGUUAAUUCUCUGCUUAUUAUCACCAACAUCAGCUUUGUCUCAUAUUAUCACAGAUACAAGGUCAAAGUAAAUAAACCUAAAUAAAGUCUUUUAUUUGAUCUUGA